Messenger RNA from Emys orbicularis (European pond turtle), 2829 nucleotides. RefSeq lists its product as uncharacterized. NCBI's taxonomy places the organism in Eukaryota, Metazoa, Chordata, Testudines, Emydidae. Gene Ontology annotation, molecular function: catalytic activity. The record is from RefSeq and is a predicted model, not a curated record.
AUGCGCAGCGGCCACACCCCGGGCAACUGCUUCGACAGGCCGGCCAAACCAGCAAGCCGCGGCUGGCAGUUCAACUCAAUCUGCAGCCGAAACCAAAAGAAAUAUUUGAGAAAACUUACCAUUGGUGUAUGGAAUGUUCGUACACUCAUGGAUCGAGAAGCUGUUGCAAGACCUGAGAGAAGGACAGCCCUCAUUGCUCGAGAACUUGUCCGUUAUAACAUCGAUAUAGCGGCAUUAAGUGAAACAAGAUUGCCUGGGGAAGGUUUCUUGAGUGAACCAGGAGGUGGUUACACCUUCUUCUGGAAGGGUAAGACUGAGACAGAGGACAGAAUACACCGAGUUGGUCUGGCAAUAAAAACCUUAUUGAUGCAUCAACUCCCAGACCUUCCAGUGGGUAUCAAUGAAAGAUUGCUGAAGCUACGCUUCCCACUAAAUGCCAAACGUCAUGUCACCAUCAUCAGUGCAUAUGCACCCACUCUAACAUGCUCUGACAACUCAAAGGAACAAUUCUAUGAAGAUCUCAACAAACUGAUCAAGGUCACACCUGUAACAGAUAAACUACUCCUACUUGGAGAUUUCAAUGCCCGAGUCGGGGCUGACAGCGAGAACUGGAAAGGAGUAAUCGGGCCACAUGGUGUAGGCAAAAUGAACAGUAAUGGACUACUUCUUUUGAGUCUUUGUUCUAAAUGACCUGACCAUUGACCUGAAAAUGACCUGACCAUUACCAACACUCUGUUCCGACAAGCGGACAAAUACAAAAUGACGUGGAUGCACCCUAGGUCCAAACAGUGGCAUCUGAUAGAUUAUGCCAUUGUUAGAAGGCGAGACAUCCGAGACGUACUGAUUACCAGAGUAAUGCGAGGCGCAGAGUGCUGGACAGAUCACAGAUUAAAGAGUCUUGAUGACAAACUGACAUCCCAUGGACAACUGAUCGGUACUGUAACCGAAAAGUGGGACCAGUUCAAGCAGAGAGUGACUGACACAGCAAUAACAUCUCUUGGACCAAAGAAAAGAACACAUCAGGAUUGGUUUGAUGAGAACCAAGAAGAAAUAUGCUCAGCAUUGGAAGUAAAGAGAAAAGCCUUUAUCGAAUGGCAGAAUGACCCCUCCUCAGUCUCUAAACAGGAGCAUUUCAAGUACCUUCAGAGCAAAACACAGAAAGACCUCCAUCAGAUACAAGACAACUGGUGGGAGAGCAAAGCCAAAGAAAUUGAGCACUAUGCUGAGAUCCACAACUUUAAAAUGUUCUUUAGUGCUAUUAAGACUGUCUAUGGACCUUCUAAACCAAGGACCACCCCAUUGCUCUCAUUAGACAACACAAUGCUGAUUAAAGAUGAAGGCAUCAACGAAAGAUGCAUCUGCUUUGCUGCCUCUCUUUUCAAGAACAAAGGCAGCAAAGCAGAAUGUGGAAACUAUAGAGGCAUAUCCCUCCUCUCUGUUGGAGGGAAGAUCAUUGCCCGCAUCAUCUUGAACCGCCUAAUAGCCAGUAUUUCCGAGGCAAAUCUACCUGAAAGUCAAUGUGGUUUUCAACCUGGCCGGAGCACAGUCGACAUGGUGUUUGCUGUCAGACAAAUACAAGAGAAGUGCAUUGAACAGAACAUGCACGUGUAUGCUGUCUUCAUAGAUCUGACAAAGGCGUUUGAUACCGUCAACAGGGAAGCCCUUUGGACCAUUCUAACACGACUUUGCUGCCCAAGAAAAUGUGUCCAGAUUAUACGCCUUUUUCAUGACAGCAUGACAGGCAAAGUAUUGUCUGAUGGAGCCACAUCAGCCCCCUUUAAUAUCACCAACGGCGUGAAACAAGGAUGUGUUCUCGCUUCUGUCCUAUUUAACCUGUUCUUUGCAUGUGUCCUUAACCAUGCACUGAAAGAUCUGGACCGAGGUAUAUACUUGAAAUACCGGCACGAUGGUUCACUUUUUGACCUCCGUCGCCUGAAUGCAAAGACUAAGACAAUGCAGAAACUCCUUCUUGAGGCACUCUUUGCUGACGACUGUGCCCCCAUGGCUCACACUGAAAAUGAUCUUCAGCACAUUGUCAACAAGUUUGCUGAGGCCUCGCAACUUUUUGGACUAACUAUCAGCCUCGGAAAGACAGAAGUUCUCCAUCAACCUGCACCUGGAUCAAAUGCUUCUGUCCCGAGUAUCUCCAUCGACGGCACUCAGCUGAAAGUAGUGGAGAACUUUAAAUAUCUGGGUAGUGUCAUAUCCAGUGAUGGAUCACUGGAUAAUGAGAUCAAUGCACGAAUAUCCAAAGCAAGCCAGGCACUUGGCUGUCUGCGUGUCAAAGUUUUAAAUCACCACAACAUCUGGAUGUCAACAAAACUGCUUGUGUACAGAGCUGUUGUUCUUUCAUCUCUUUUGUACAGGUGCGAAACAUGGACACUAUAUAGGCGUCACAUCAAGCAGCUCAAAGCAUUUCACAUGCGCUGCCUCCGCAACAUCAUGAAGAUCCGCUGGCAAGACAAAGUGCCCAAUCUCGAGGUGAUCAGUGCAGGGAGCGUAUUAAGUGCUUGGCUGAAGGGCGAGUACUGGAAGACCAGGGACAAGAACUGCACCUCACGCAACUUGCCAAUGAAAUGCCCAUUAUAUGACGACUUUGACCAGGUUCUGGGAACUGCACCCAGGAUGGAGCCAACCGUGCUUCAUGACAACCUGAUCAGCAGUGAUGGUGCCCUGCUGGGCCCUGAAUGCACCAUGGGGACUGAUGGGAUCCAGCAGCAGGCUCCCAGUGAGGAGCAGAAAGUGACUCUUAAUGAAACCAGUCUCAGAGGAGGCUGUGGAUCAGGGUCAACAGCAAAUACUUGGUCCCUAUUUGGAAGAGCUAUUUGA